UCUCCGGAGAGCACCAAGACACCCACGGAAGAGAGAAGCGCGCGAGGACCAGCAGGGGGCGCCGAAGCGCAGCCCCUGUCGGGAGGAUGGCUGGUGGGGAUGGGAUGCUGCGCCGCCUGCUGCGGCUGCACCGCACCGAGAUCGCCGUGGCCAUAGACAGCGCCUUUCCGCUGCUGCAUGCUCUAGCCGACCACGACGUGGUCCCGGAGGACAAGUUCCAGGAGACACUCCGGCUGAAGGAGAAGGAAGGCUGCCCCCAGGCCUUCCACGCCCUGCUGUCCUGGCUCCUGACCCGAGACAGUGGGGCCAUCCUGGAUUUCUGGAGGAUUCUCUUUAAGGACUACAAUCUGGAGCGGUACAGCCGCCUGCAUAAAAUCUUCGACGGCUUCCCAAAAGAUGUGGACCUUAGCCAGCCUCGAAAAGGGAGGAAGCCCCUCGCUGGUCCCAAGGCCUCGGUCCUGCCACCCAGACCCCCUACCAAGAGAAGAGCCCUGGAGGAGCCCCGAGCCACCCCACCAGCAACUCUGGCUUCAAAGAGCAUCUCCAACCCAGGCUCCCACCCAAAGACCAAGCCCCCUAAGAAGCCAGAGGGCAACUUGGAGUCACAGCGCCUCCCACUGGGAAACGGAAUGCAGACCAUGGCAGCUUCCGUCCAGAGAGCUGUGACUGUGGCCUCCGGGGAUGCUCCGGGAACCCGAGGGGCCGUGGAAGGGAUCCUUAUCCAGCAGGUGUUCGAGUCAGGAGGAUCCAAGAAGUGCAUCCAGGUUGGGGGGGAGUUUUACACACCCAGCAAAUUCGAAGACCCCAGUGGCAGUUUGAAGAGCAAGGCCCGAGGUGGUAGCAGCCUAAAGCCAGUGGUCCGAGCCAAGGUCACUAUACCUGGUAGAGAUGAGCAGAAAGUGGGUCAGCAGUGUGGGGUCCCUCCCCUUCCACCCCUCCCCAGUGAGCCCCAGGUUCACCAGAACGAGGAUGAGUGUGCCGUGUGUCAUGACGGAGGUGAGCUCAUCUGCUGUGACGGCUGUCCCCGGGCCUUCCACCUGGCUUGCCUGUCCCCACCUCUGCAGGAGAUCCCCAGUGGCCUCUGGAGAUGCUCCUGCUGCCUCCAGGGCAGAGUGCAGCAGAACCUGUCCCAGCCUGAGGAGUCCAGACCUCUGGAGCCCCCUGCAGAGACCCCGAUCCUCCUGGGACGGAGGUCAGCUUCAGAGAAAACCAGGGGCCCAUCCAGGGAGCUCGCAGCCAGCACCGAUGCCGCUGUCACCUAUGUGAACCUGCUGGCCACACCCUCUGCAGCUCCUCUGCUGGAGCCUUCAGCACUAUGCCCUCUACUGAGUGCUGGGACUGAGGGGCAGCCGGGUCCAGCACCAAGCGCGCGAUGCGGUGUGUGUGGCGACGGCACGGACGUGCUUCGGUGUGUACACUGUGCCGCCGCCUUCCACUGGGGCUGCCACUUCCCGACAGCCGCCACCCGGCCAGGGACCAAUCUCCGCUGCAAGUCCUGCUCCACAGACCCGACUCCCACACCAGGCACACCGGGUGAGGCUGUGCCCACCUCUGUGCCCCGUCCGGCACCUGGGCUUGCCAAGGUAGGGGACGACUCUGCUAGUCUACAUAGGGAUGACCUGGAGUCGCUCCUCAAUGAGCACUCCUUCGACGGCAUCCUGCAGUGGGCCAUCCAGAGCAUGGCACGACCGCUGGCCGAGACACCACCUUUCUCUUCCUGACUCCAGGUGGCCCAGGAAGGGGUGGGCAGCCUAGCACCGGCCCCCACCCCAACCCACCCCACCCCACCUCACCCCGUCAGAUGAAGCACUAUGAUCUGAGAGGACUGGGCUGGUUAGGGUCAAGAGCUGGCAGGUUCUGGCUGGCAGGACUCAGCUUGCAGAUGGCCCUGGUCUUUGUGGAGAUGCUAGGCCACCCUGUGUUCUGAAAUUAAAGUCAUGUCCGUGCUUUGAGGU
Messenger RNA from Mastomys coucha (southern multimammate mouse), 1955 nucleotides. RefSeq names its product autoimmune regulator (gene Aire). The record is from RefSeq and is a predicted model, not a curated record. The transcript has 14 exons. Gene Ontology annotation, cellular component: cytoplasm; nucleus. Gene Ontology annotation, molecular function: translation regulator activity; DNA-binding transcription factor activity, RNA polymerase II-specific; DNA binding. Gene Ontology annotation, biological process: humoral immune response; regulation of transcription by RNA polymerase II. NCBI's taxonomy places the organism in Eukaryota, Metazoa, Chordata, Mammalia, Rodentia, Muridae. The coding region runs from base 87 to 1721 and encodes 544 amino acids.